Mytilus californianus (California mussel) is the source of this 3465-nucleotide messenger RNA. RefSeq names its product solute carrier family 41 member 1-like. Lineage: Eukaryota; Metazoa; Mollusca; Bivalvia; Mytilida; Mytilidae. Gene Ontology annotation, cellular component: plasma membrane. The coding region runs from base 199 to 1776 and encodes 525 amino acids. The record is from RefSeq and is a predicted model, not a curated record. Gene Ontology annotation, biological process: monoatomic cation transport. Gene Ontology annotation, molecular function: monoatomic cation transmembrane transporter activity. The transcript is spliced from 12 exons.
UGUGUAUCGCUCUAUUUAAAAACGUGGUACCAACAAGUGACAAGUUGGCAAAAUUUGUAAACAACAGCAACGCACAUCCAAAAUCGUUUAUAUCAUAUAUGAUUUGUUUACCAUAUCACUUUUUAUAAUAACACAAAGGGGAGAUAGUUCAGUGACAACCCUUCUCAAAUAGGUUUGAAAUGUAUUGUGAAGGCUGAAAUGGAUAAGAAAGGGUAUGAAUUACGACAAAGAAAGAACCCUCCCACCAAAACCCAACAUCCCUCUGUUGAAAAUUCAGUAUCACAUAAAACUCCAAAGAUGGAAGUUGAUUUAGGAACGAUUCAAAUGAAAGAUAUUUUGAAGCAAGAUAAUGGAACAGUUAAUACAGCCUUUUCUGAUGAGGAUGAAGAGAACACACUUUUUGAUCAGACACCGCUGUUAUCUCGAGAUGAAAUCUGUGCAUCACCAGAUGUAUUGAUUGAAGAAGACACCAGGGAGGUCAAAGUUGACGAGAGCUGGUGGACAAUCGGUCUUCAAGUGUUCUUUCCAUUCAUCAUAGCAGGUUUUGGUACUGUAGGUGCUGGAAUGGUGCUAGAUAUAGUUCAGCAUUGGGAUGUAUACACAAAAGUUUCUGAGAUUUUUAUUUUAGUUCCGUCUCUCCUUGGUUUAAAAGGCAACUUAGAAAUGACAUUAGCAUCUAGACUAUCUACGCAGGCACACAUGGGUAAUAUGGAUAAACCUGGAGAAAAAUGGAAAAUGAUAGGUGGUAAUAUGGCUCUUGUACAGGCACAGGCAAUAGUUGUAGGAUUUUUAGCAUCACUGGUUGCCAUGGUGAUGGGAUGGAUACCAGAUGGCGAAUUUAAUUUACAUCACGCCCUGUUGUUAUGUGCCAGUAGUAUGCUUACAGCAGCUGUAGCUAGCUUUGUGUUAGGUGCUGUGAUGGUUAUUGUUGUUUUGCUUUCUAGGAAAUUUCAUAUUAAUCCAGACAAUGUGGCGACACCUAUUGCUGCUAGUCUAGGGGACUUAACUACGCUGUCAUUACUUUCAGGUGUUAGCUCUCUAUUAUUUAAUGCAAUAGGUAAACAACAUUGGUUGGCACCAUCAAUAAUAGUUUUAUUUCUAGCUUUAGCACCAAUAUGGAUAUAUAUAUCUUUAAAAAAUAAAUAUUCUAAUGAAGCAAUACGAGAAGGGUGGACUCCAGUUUUGAGCGCAAUGGUGAUAAGUAGUGUAGGUGGUCUGAUAUUAGAUUUUACUGUAGGGAAUUACCAUGGUAUUGCAGUUUUUCAGCCUGUGAUAAAUGGGGUGGGAGGAAAUUUAGUAGCAGUUCAAGCUAGUCGUAUUACUACAUUAUUACAUUUACAAAAGAGAAAAGGAAUAGUGGAAGAUGUCAAAGGUUGUCCUAAUGUAUUUGGAACAUUUUGUAAAUCAAAUGUAACAGCAAAAGCUACAAGAGUGUUAUUAGCAUUAGUGAUACCGGGGCAUUUGAUAUUUAUGUAUACUAUAGCUUACAUGAAAGCAGGUCACACAUCAAUUACUUGGACAUUUGCAAUUUUUUAUCUCACAGCAGCAAUGCUUCAGGUUUUGAUCUUACUGUUUAUGGCAAACUGGAUUGUACACUUGUUUUGGAGUUGGGGACAGGAUCCAGACAAUUUUGCCAUCCCAUACUUAACUGCUAUUGGAGAUUUACUUGGCACAGCUUUCCUAGCUGUUGCCUUUCAUAUGCUAUAUUUAUCUGGUGAUUAUUCUGUUGUUUUUGGCAAACUGGAUGGUACAUCUGAUAUGGCGACUGGGGGAUGAUCCAGACAACGUAGCUAUACCAUACCUCACAGCUAUCGGAGAUUUAUUAGGAACUUCCUUUCUAGCUGUUGCUUUCCAUUUAUUGUAUUUGAUUGGAGACAAAGAUGCAGAUGUUGGCGAAUAAAUUAUAUUCUCAUAUUAAUCAUUAAGUACAGAUCUUGUGUCCACGCUUUGCUUAUAAGCUCUGACAAUGCUCCAUCUGUUUCUUCGACCUUUUAAUAGAUAUAAGAAGAUGUGGUAUGAGUGCCAAUGAGACGACUCUCUUUCCAAGUUUUAAGAAUACUCAAACUUCUUGUAAUGAUGCACACCUUCAAAAUUUUGUAGGCACAAAUGUCAUUGGCUUACGUGACAAUAAUCACAACAGUAAUUAUAAUGGAGAGUUAUCAGAUUUUUGUAAGAGAAGUGUGGACACUCAGAUGAACAAAUAUCAAUAGAAUGGCAACAUGAAUAGUCAACAAAUUAAUUAUUGAUCAGUUGUGAUGUUUAAUAGUCAUAUACAAUUACAAAAAGUCAGUUCAGUAUUUAUCAUUAGAUAAACACCAACAAAAAUAUACCUUAGAUAUUAUAUUACAGCCAGAACUAUUGGGUGACCAGUCACCAGUCAGUCUUCCUUUAAAAUGAGGACAUGAUAAUUUGACCCUGUGGUGCAAUGAAGUGUUGUUGUCUUUGUUUUAAACCUGUUUUUGUUUCAGUAUUUUGUAAUAUAUGUAAAUGUUGAUUUGGAAAAUGUGUUUUAUAAAAGCAUUUAGAUUAUUUUAAAUGAUUAUUAUUGACCCAAACAUAUAUAGAUUUAACAUCAAAGUCUUUGGUAUACAUAAAUUCUGUCUAUUUUGAAAUUAGUUUUGUUCAUAUCAAAAGUUCUUAAGAAUAGAAACUAACAUAUGUUUCUAUGUUUAAUGCCAUAUAACAAGAUACAGACAAAGUUUUCAGUAUAUUUUAAAUAUAUUAUUUUGAACAUUGUACCAUUUUUGCAUUAUGAAAUGAAUAACAGUUCUUGUGUUUAUUCUCCAGCUGAACUUCUGUUUUUUAGGGGUUUUUUUAAAUGAAAGGUGUUCAAUCAGUUAACUGAAAUUGCAUCCAAAUUGCAAAUAAAUUUUCUAGAUAAGUUUUCUCAAUAUUUUGUCACUAAACUUUAACCAAUCUGUUUUAUAUUCCCUACUCCUGAAAAGCUAAAAUGGACCAAUGCUUAAAAAGUUUCUAAACUUUCCCUGUUGGAAAUGGUUUUAUUUUUGCUUUUACUUAAUAACUUUUAAUUCUUAUUCUAAUGAAUAUAGCAUUCAAUUUUUCAAAAAGACAUUUGAAUCAGAAUCUUUAAUGAUUAACUGUUUUAAAAAAAAAAUGACCCAGAUUUUGCCGAUCAAUAACAUGGAAACGUGAUAGUGUGAGUGCGAUGGGCAUGUAUAAUUGUUGUGAUGAAGACUACCAUAGAUUGAAGUUCAUAAUGAUAUUAAGGUUAAUAUUAUAAUGAUAUUAAGGUUAAUAUUAUAGACUCUCAUAACUUUGUAAAUAUAUAUUAAUAUAGGUAUAUUUGUUUACUCCACAUACUGUUUGAAACAUAAUCUUUGUCAGAGAAAUGUUUAAAUCAAAGAGGUCAGUGUUCCUUAUUUUGUGAUACUCAUCCAUUAUUGACACUGACAACUAGUUGUUUGUUAUGAUAAAGUUUUUAUUUAUUAAAAAGUGUUUACCUGA